UCCGCACACACACUGUCAUUCAUGUGACCUGACCGCCAUUAACACACUCCCUCCCGUCCCUCCUCUCUCUGAGUCUGACCGCCCCCUUCCCACAAGCACAGCACAGCCGCAUUGGUGGCGUGAUUGCGGUUGGGAUCGCCGCCGGCCAUGGCCGAUCCGUACGGCGACGGCCGGGCGCUGAGGAACCAUCCGCCGCCGGCGCAGCAGCAGCGGCCCAGGCUGAAGCCGGCGCUGGAGAUGGAGGACCUCAUCAGUCUGCUCCACGGCUCCGAUCCCGUCCGCGUCGAGCUCACCCGCCUCGAGAACGACCUCCACUACAAGGAGAAGGAGCUCGGCGACGCGCAGGCGGAGAUCAAGGCCCUGCGCCUCUCCGAGCGGGCGCGCGAGAAGGCCGUCGAGGAUCUUACCGAAGAACUGGCAAAGGUGGAUGGGAAGCUCAAGCUCACAGAGUCUCUCCUGGAAAGCAAGAACCUUGAAGCCAAGAAGAUCAACGACGAGAAGAAAGCAGCGCUUGCUGCCCAGUUUGCAGCCGAGGCUACGCUGCGGAGGGUUCAUGCAGCGCAGAAGGACGAUGACAUGCCUCCCAUCGAGGCCAUCCUUGCGCCGCUGGAGGCCGAGCUGAAACUAGCCCGUCAAGAGAUUGCAAAAUUACAAGAUGACAACAGGGCAUUGGACCGUCUUACAAAAUCCAAGGAAGCUGCUCUGCUGGAAGCAGAGAGGACAGUUCAGAUAGCAUUAGCGAAAGCUUCCUUGGUGGAUGAUUUACAAAACAAAAACCAAGAAUUGAUGAAACAGAUCGAGAUAUGUCAGGAAGAGAACAAAAUCUUGGACAGAAUGCACCGCCAGAAGGUUGCUGAGGUCGAAAAGCUUACUCAGACUGUCAGAGAGCUAGAAGAAGCUGUUCUUGCUGGUGGUGCCGCCGCAAAUGCUGUGAGGGACUAUCAGCGGAAAGUUCAGGAGAUGAAUGAGGAAAUGAAAACUCUGGAUCGUGAGCUUGCUCGUGCAAAGGUUUCAGCAAAUAGGGUCGCGGUAGUGGUGGCAAAUGAGUGGAAAGAUGGCAAUGAUAAAGUAAUGCCUGUUAAGCAAUGGCUCGAAGAACGGAGGCUUCUCCAAGGAGAAAUGCAGCAACUCCGUGAUAAACUUGCUAUAGCAGAGAGGGCUGCAAGAUCAGAAGCUCAACUAAAGGACAAGUUCCAGCUACGGCUUAAAGUACUCGAGGAAGGAUUGAGAAUGUCAACAUCUCGAACCAAUGCAAGUGCUGCGCGCCGUCAGUCUAUUGGUGGUGCUGAGAGUGCAUCUAAGACCAAUGGCUUUCUAUCAAAGCGGCCAUCAUUCCAGAUGAGAACAUCGGUAUCUACCACCACGACUACUCUUGUGAACCAUGCAAAGGGGGCAUCCAAGUCUUUUGAUGGAGGGUGUAGAUCACUUGACCGUUAUAAGGGCCAUGUAAAUGGGGUUGGCAUGAACGUAUCUACCGACUCCAGUGAGGAUAAGGAGUCAAACAACUCAGAUGAGAAGCCUAGUGAAUUUACAUCUGUUGAGUCGGAGGACACGGUGUCAGGUAUGCUGUAUGAUAUGCUGCAAAAGGAGGUCGUUGCUCUAAGGAAGGCUUGUCAUGAAAAGGACCAAAGCUUGAAAGACAAGGACGAUGCAGUUGAGAUGUUGGCUAAGAAAGUCGACACUUUAACAAAGGCGAUGGAGUCAGAGGCAAAGAAGAUGAGACGGGAUGUAGCUGCCAUGGAAAAGGAGGUGGUGGCUAUGCGAUUAGAGAAAGAGCAGGAUACGAAGGCAAGAAGGUUCGGCAGUUCGAGUGCUUCUGCCAACAGUUCACAGAUGCCACCUGGAAGGACUCUGCCUCGGAGCGGUUCAGCACGCAACAUGUGAUGCUGAUAUGAAGCAUUAAAAAGACCUUGGAGCAUCCCUCGUGUAGUUAGUUGAAUCAUGGCGUCCAGGGACCCUCCGCUGACUUGUGUGUAGAGAAAACAAGAAGGCGUUGCAUCUUGGUGCCCAGAAGUGUCGAGCCUGACCCUGAUCGAUCGUGCCUACUACAUCUCGUGGUCGCGGAAAUCAAUCAAUCAAUCAAUCAAUCAGCGACACGAGUUUGUCGGGUGAAAGUUAGUGUCGUUGAUGAGAUUUGGUGGUGUUUUUAUUCAUUUCCUAUUGUGGAAUCGAAACACUUGGUUGUAUAGGUAUGGUGUGGUCUUGCGAUCUUUUUUGUUUGUAAUCCUACUCCCCAAGAGUUUGUCUGGUGUUUUAUGCUAGCCCAAGUUGUUGUGAAUAAUAACAUGGUGAUGAUGAUAGGGCAGUUAAGCUGGUGUGCUUGCUUGUUUUGGGUGUAAAAAUGCAGCCUUGAAACCAUUUCAGCACUUGUAUAGUGCAGUGGUUGGGCAACCUCCCUAAAA
Aegilops tauschii subsp. strangulata is the source of this 2402-nucleotide messenger RNA. RefSeq names its product microtubule-associated protein 70-1. Gene Ontology annotation, molecular function: microtubule binding. NCBI's taxonomy places the organism in Eukaryota, Viridiplantae, Streptophyta, Magnoliopsida, Poales, Poaceae. Gene Ontology annotation, biological process: cytoskeleton organization. The record is from RefSeq and is a predicted model, not a curated record.